Molecule: messenger RNA, 390 nt
Organism: Arabidopsis lyrata subsp. lyrata
Lineage: Eukaryota; Viridiplantae; Streptophyta; Magnoliopsida; Brassicales; Brassicaceae
Product: putative defensin-like protein 9
Exons: 2
Coding region: 1-252 (83 amino acids)
Biological process (GO): defense response
Source: RefSeq, a predicted model, not a curated record
AUGAAGAGCUCUAUGCAGUUAAUCUCUACUCUCUUCUUCCUAGUCAUACUUGUUGUCGCACCAGGUAUGAAGAUGGUUGUUGAAGGACAACCACAACUGUGCGAAACGAAAAGCUUAAACUAUAGGGGGUUGUGCAUGAAAUGGAGGAAUUGCAAGCGAGUAUGUAUUAGCGAAGGUUUCCCUGAUGGUCGAUGCAAGGGAUUCUUCAACAACAAAUGUGUUUGCAGGAAGCCUUGUGCUCUUUCUACCUAACUAAAACUAUAUACAAUAAUAUUAUUAUGAAUAAGGCAUUAAUAAGAUAUCUACUUUUAUGUAAGUUAAUAAAAGCGCAGAGUACAAAGUCAUGUAUCUCAAAACUCUUAAUAUACAAUAAUAUAAGGAUUAUACAUU